AUGAUGACACAAACACAAUCGCCGCCCAUUCCGUCGCCUCCGCCAGACCUCAGCGCCAGACUCCCCAAGCUCAUCCCCCGCAAACGCGCCCCCACAUCGCGAGAACCGCCUUCUGCCCCUCCCCCACCGACGCCUUCGUUACCUGAGCCACCGAGCCUAGAGAGACAUGCUUAUACACGACCUUCGAGGCGUAUAUUGAGCCCAGAAGAUCACCAACUCUUCCUCAAGAGUAAAACAUGCACAUUAGUCGAAGCUUUUGUCUUCGGCAUCGCAGAUUCGGUGCGCGACCGCAGCAUUUCGAGCGUCAGGGAUGAGGAGGUGACAGACACAGUCAAGACAGUCAUCCAGAUACUAGCAGAAGCGGACAAGGUCUUGGAAAGAUGUCCGCGGGAAGACACAGGGUCACGGUUCGGCAACCCAGUCUUCCGCACAUUUCUCGACGAAGUUGAGAUGUCAUUGCCACUCUGGCACGAGAAACUAGGGUUGAAAGACAAGGCGCAGGUCGAUGAGAUGGCAACGUACCUCCAUAACUCCUUCGGAAACAAGCGACGCAUAGAUUACGGAUCUGGCCACGAGCUGAACUUCUUCCUCUGGCUUCUCUGUUUGAAUCGCAUCGGCAUACUCUCUGACACAACUUUCCCCGCGCUCGCCCUCGUCGUCCUGCCUGCAUAUCUGCGCCUCAUGCGUCGCGUGCAAGAAGAAUACUACCUCGAGCCUGCGGGCUCUCAUGGCGUUUGGGGAUUAGAUGACUACCAGUUCCUCCCCUUCUUAUUCGGCGCAGCCCAACUCCUUCAUCAUCCCUACAUCACACCGAAAAGCAUACACAACGCUUUGGUACUAGAAGAAGAGAGCAAGAACUAUCUCUACCUAGACCAAAUCUCCUUUGUCAACUCGGUCAAGAAUGUUGAAGGUCUGCGCUGGCAUUCACCUAUGCUUGACGACAUAUCCUCGGCGAAGAACUGGUCAAAGAUUGAAUCCGGAAUGCGCAAAAUGUUCCGCAAGGAAAUCUUGGAGAAGUUGCCUGUCAUGCAGCACUUCCUGUUUGGCAGCCUGGUGCCGCCUGUUGAUGGAAUGAGUACCGAGGAGGAAGCGGGUGUGGAGAAGGAGGAAGAGGAGGAAGAGGGUGGAGAGGUCAAAGUGUUUGAUGAUGAGAUGGGAAAGAGACAUGUACACGCAAGUGUCGGCUGGGGAGAUUGCUGCGGCAUUCCCGUGCCGUCUGCUGUUGGUGCCGAGAGUGAAGCGCGGAAAGGUGGUGCUAGGGGGUUGCGGAGAGUGCCUUUUGACUAG
Messenger RNA from Alternaria postmessia, 1287 nucleotides. RefSeq lists its product as uncharacterized. Gene Ontology annotation, cellular component: cytoplasm; nucleus; protein phosphatase type 2A complex. Gene Ontology annotation, molecular function: peptidyl-prolyl cis-trans isomerase activity; protein tyrosine phosphatase activator activity. The transcript has a single exon. NCBI's taxonomy places the organism in Eukaryota, Fungi, Ascomycota, Dothideomycetes, Pleosporales, Pleosporaceae. Gene Ontology annotation, biological process: mitotic spindle organization. The coding region runs from base 1 to 1287 and encodes 428 amino acids. The record is from RefSeq and is a predicted model, not a curated record.